This is a messenger RNA of Penicillium brevicompactum, 858 nucleotides long. RefSeq lists its product as uncharacterized. NCBI's taxonomy places the organism in Eukaryota, Fungi, Ascomycota, Eurotiomycetes, Eurotiales, Aspergillaceae. The record is from RefSeq and is a predicted model, not a curated record. The coding region runs from base 1 to 858 and encodes 285 amino acids. The transcript has a single exon.
AUGGCGGCUUUAAUGAAGAAGUUUAAAAAGAAGAGCGGACUGUCCACGGACCUACACGCUCGUUGGGGCGACGUUGCCAUCAGCCACCCCACCCACGGAUCUUGGAAUCAGUGGGAUCAACCUUCCGGCUUCGUCGCCAACACCCCAGGAGAGCCAAGCUCGCAAUAUGGCCCAGACCCGCGAUAUAGCUCAGUCGGUUCAUUCCACGAGCCAAGUCCAACUUCAUCUAUCCGGCGGUCGCGAAACAGAAGUCCACCCGAGCGCCCAGUGGAGGCUUCUCCAUCAUUUCCAACCGGGCAUUUCGAUCACAAUAUCCGACAUCACGACAAGAAUGCACGCCCAUCAUUACACGGCUUAGGUAUUAGCGACCUUCUUCGCGAGCCCAGUCACAAUGCCUCCAGCUCGGUCUUCGAUGACGACAGCUCAAGCUCUUGCUGCGACGAAGAUGAAGAGGACCGCGACGGCCUAGGUCCAGCGGAAUGCAGUCCACGGAUCUACGAAUUAGCAGAUACAUCACAGCCACGAUACCACACCGAUGAUUAUGACAUUCCCGCGAAAUCACCGCCGCUUUCUGUGACUUCGCGCAUGCGUCCCGACAGUAUUCACAGCUAUGCCACAGCUCCCGUGGCAUCUCGCCCGGGCGGUGUCAUACACUCGCCGCGAACCAGCUAUACCGCCGGAUCUUCCGUGUCUGCCCCCUUCAUACCCUCGGGGACACUUCGCUAUAGCCUUCCUGGUCACCCUAAGUCGAAAUCAACAGUCUUCCCGGACAGAAGACACAGUCGUCUGCGGCCUCAAACCCCGGAGUCCACUGUCCGACAGGAAAUGGUCCCUUCCUACGAUGAGCUUUACGGCUGA